AACUGCAAAGUAACUAAAGUGGCGAAGGAAAAAGAGAAAAAGGUGGAGAGAGCCUUCCCCUCGCCUUCCAUCAUUUGUAUUGAGAAACCCCAAACGCCACACAAUUUCACAGUCUUCUCCUUCUCUUUCUCCUCCUUCAUUUCCUCAAUCUCACAUGCCCUAAUUCCAAUCCAUUCUAAAGCACUCGACUGUUUACACAGUUUGCAGAUCAAUUCAAUCGGAGACCAGAAUCUGACCCGAUCUCUCCGUGUUUUGAUCCAUUUAUACAGAUAGAACGAUGUCGUGUUCGUCUUCGUCUGGGUCUGAAUCCGAGGACGAUGAGGGAAUCGACUCUUAUAGGAAAGGCGGUUAUCAUGCCGUUAGAGUCGGCGAUCAGUUCGCUGGUGGCCGUUAUAUAGCCCAGAGGAAGCUUGGCUGGGGCCAGUUCUCUACCGUCUGGCUCGCUUAUGAUACCAAAUCCUCUAAUUAUGUUGCACUUAAAAUCCAGAAAAGUGCCGCACAGUUUGCUCAGGCUGCCCUUCAUGAAAUUGAAGUCCUCUCAGCCAUAGCUAAUGGUGAUCCAUCCAAUUCUAAAUGUGUUGUGCAACUGAUUGACCACUUCAAGCAUGCAGGACCAAACGGGCAGCAUCAUUGCAUGGUCCUUGAAUUUCUUGGUGAUAGCUUGCUGCGGCUAAUCAGGCAUAGUCGUUACAAAGGUCUACAAUUGAAUAAAGUUAGAGAGAUAUGCAAAUGCAUUUUGAUAUGCCUGGAUUACAUGCAUAGGGAACUUGGUUUGAUUCACUCUGACCUCAAACCUGAAAAUAUUCUUCUUUAUUCCACUAUUGAUCCUGCCAAGGAUCCAAUUAGAUCUGGGCUCACACCAAUUCUUCAAAGGCCUGAAGGUAGCCUUAAUGGUGGAGCUACCAUGAAUAUCAUUGAGAAAAAGCUGAAAAGGAGAGCUAGGAGGGCAGUUGCUAAGAUUUCAGAAAGAAGAGGUUCAAUGGGAGGAGCUGUGAAAAAACCACAGAAAUGCUUGGAUGGGGUUGAUAUAAGGUGUAAGGUUGUCGAUUUUGGAAAUGCAUGUUGGGCUGACAAGCAGUUUGCAGAAGAGAUUCAAACGAGGCAGUAUAGAGCUCCUGAAGUCAUUCUGCGGUCUGGAUAUUCCUUCUCUGUUGAUAUGUGGUCAUUUGCUUGCACUGCUUUUGAGCUUGCUACAGGUGACAUGCUCUUUGCUCCUAAGGGUGGACAGGGAUUUAGUGAGGAUGAGGAUCACCUUGCUCUUAUGAUGGAACUCCUUGGAAAGAUUCCCCGAAAGAUAGCUGUUGGAGGAGCUCAAUCCAAGGAUUUCUUCGAUAGAUAUGGGGACCUAAAAAGGAUUAGAAGACUGAAGUUUUGGUCACUUGAUCGCUUACUGGUUGAUAAAUACAAAUUUUCUGAGAAUGAAGCUCGGGAGUUUGCUGAAUUUCUCCGUCCCCUUCUCGAUUUUACACCAGAGAAGCGGCCCACUGCUCAGCAGUGCCUGCAACACCCUUGGCUCAAUCACAGAACUUGUGCUCAGACAGAGAAUGAAGGUGAAGUGGAUAAGUUGCAUGUAGGGAUGAGCAACUUUAAACUAAAGGUGGGCAAGUGAAAAAGGGAUCCAGUGUGUUUGCACCAUUUUCAAGUCCCUCCCUCCACCUAUAUGGAUAUUGAUUGUAUUAUUAUCACUAUUAUUAUUUUGCUUGCUCCACUUUUAAUAAGAUUUUUUUUAGUAUUAUGAUUAACUAAAAUGUAAAUUAGUAAUUGAUUAUUGAGAGGAAAUGACAUGAGGGAGAGAUUAACUGCAAUGACUGGAAGUAGCGGCUGAUGCCCUAACCAGAACAAUACACAUUCUUUUCCACAUGUAAUUGUGUUUGACAAUUCAUAUUAGUGAAGCUUGUGUCACACUGUGGAUGGAA
Molecule: messenger RNA, 1916 nt
Organism: Manihot esculenta (cassava)
Lineage: Eukaryota; Viridiplantae; Streptophyta; Magnoliopsida; Malpighiales; Euphorbiaceae
Product: SRSF protein kinase 3
Exons: 4
Coding region: 278-1609 (443 amino acids)
Biological process (GO): regulation of mRNA processing; protein phosphorylation; spliceosomal complex assembly
Molecular function (GO): ATP binding; protein kinase activity
Source: RefSeq, a predicted model, not a curated record